AACUUGCAGCUGGUAGGGCAAGGUCCGUGUGGGCGGACCUUUCACCCCCAGUUGUCAAGGCCUCCCAAAAGCUCUCUGGACAGUCUGUGCAGAGUUUAACCUGCAAGAGCACAGCCAUGCUGCCCUGGGGUCCGGUGCUGGGAGCCCUGCUGGUGGUCAUCGUCGGGUACCUGUGCCUGGUGGGGCUUCUCCGGCAGCGCAGGCCCCAGGAGCCCCCUCUGGACAAGGGCUCUGUGCCCUGGCUGGGCCAUGCCAUGGCCUUCCGGAAGAAUAUGCCCGAAUUCCUGAAGCAGAUGCGGGCCAAGCACGGGGAUGUGUUCACCGUGCAGCUGGGGGGCCAGUACUUCACCUUUGUCAUGGACCCCCUCUCCUUCGGCCCCAUCCUCAAGGAUGUGAAGAGAAAACUGGACUUCGUGGAGUACGCGGAAAAACUGGUGCUCAAGGUGUUUGGGUACCAGUCCGUGCCAGGCGACCACCGGAUGAUCCACUCAGCCAGCACCAAGCACCUCAUGGGCAACGGCUUGGAGGACCUCAACAAGACCAUGCGGGACAGCCUGUCCUUGGUCAUCCUGGGCCCCGCGGGCCCGCGCCCGGAGGCCAGCAGCUGGCAUGAGGAUGGGCUCUUUCACUUCUGCUACAACGUCUUGUUCAAGGCGGGCUACCUGAGCUUGUUUGGCUACACCAAGGACACGGAGCAGGACCUGCUCCAGGCGGAGGAGUUGUUCACGCAGUUCCGUAAGUUCGACCGCCUGUUCCCCAGGUUUGUCUACUCCUUGCUGGGGCCCCGGGAGUGGCUGGAAGUGGGCCGGCUCCAGCGCCUCUUCCACAAGACCCUCUCUGUGAAAGAAAACCUGGAGAAGGAUGGCGUCAGCAACUGGAUCGCCUACAUGCUGCAGUUCCUGAGGGAGCAGGGGGUAGCCCCGGCCAUGCAGGACAAGUUCAACUUCAUGAUGCUGUGGGCCUCCCAGGGGAACACGGGGCCCACCUCUUUCUGGGCCCUCCUGUUCCUCCUGAAGCACCCAGAAGCCAUGCAGGCUCUGAGAAAGGAGGCUGCCCAGGUCCUGGGGGAGGCCGGGCAGUCCUUCACCUUCGACGUCAGUGCCCUGCAACGCACCCCAGUGCUGGACAGCGUGAUGGAGGAGACCCUGCGGCUGGGGGCAGCGCCCACCCUGCUCAGGGUGGUGCACGAUGACCACGUCCUGACGAUGGCCAGUGGGGAGGAGUACCGGCUCCGCAGCGGAGACAUCGUGGCCCUCUUUCCUUACCUCUCGGUGCACAUGGACCCUGACAUCCACCCCGAGCCCACCGCCUUCAAGUACGACCGCUUCCUCAACCCCGACGGCAGCCGCAAGGUGGACUUCUACAAGGCAGGCAAGAAGAUCCACCACUACACCAUGCCCUGGGGCUCGGGCGUCUCCAUGUGUCCCGGCAGGUUCUUGGCCCUGAGUGAGAUGAAGCUCUUUGUCCUGCUCAUGAUCACACACUUCGACCUGGAGCUGGUGGACCCCGACGUGCCUGUGCCGCCCGUGGACCCCCAGCGCUGGGGCUUCGGCACCACGCAGCCCAGCCAUGACGUGCGCUUCCGGUACCGCCUGCGGUCCCUUGAGUGAGCUCUGCCCAGGGGGCCACCAGCCUGGCCAGAGGGGUUCCCUGGGGGUCUUCGCCUCCUCUCGCCCCUCUGCAGCCAAGACCCCCACCGACCACUGCUCCCUGCGGCUCUGUGGCACCCCUACCUCUGUCCUGUGGUCCUCCUUGCUCUCUUGUCUCCUUCUAGUCACCUCACAGGCUUACCACUCUCUCUCUAAAGCCCCUGCACCGUGGGUUCUGCAGGCCCCCCUGUCACAGGAGUCCAGAGGAAGGGAUUGGGAGAUAACACAGGCCUCCACCAGUCCUGCGGGAUAGAAGCUGGUCCCCACCAGGAGCUCAGCAUCUUGCCAAUAUGACCUCCCCCAGCUCCUUAAUUUUCCCCCUCAAUACUAUUCCAUGUCUUCUGGAAUUUGCAUUCUAGAACCGUGUUGU
Molecule: messenger RNA, 2019 nt
Organism: Myotis davidii
Lineage: Eukaryota; Metazoa; Chordata; Mammalia; Chiroptera; Vespertilionidae
Product: 5-beta-cholestane-3-alpha,7-alpha-diol 12-alpha-hydroxylase
Exons: 1
Coding region: 117-1610 (497 amino acids)
Molecular function (GO): sterol 12-alpha-hydroxylase activity; heme binding; iron ion binding
Source: RefSeq, a predicted model, not a curated record